Messenger RNA from Panicum hallii, 1853 nucleotides. Its product is annotated as flavonoid 3'-monooxygenase-like. Lineage: Eukaryota; Viridiplantae; Streptophyta; Magnoliopsida; Poales; Poaceae. Gene Ontology annotation, molecular function: oxidoreductase activity, acting on paired donors, with incorporation or reduction of molecular oxygen; monooxygenase activity; iron ion binding. The coding region runs from base 95 to 1645 and encodes 516 amino acids. The record is from RefSeq and is a predicted model, not a curated record. The transcript is spliced from 3 exons.
GAUCCCCUACCCUUUAAGCUCAAACCCUUCAAUUCACUCUAGAGUCAACCGAAGAACCAGACAUCAUUUAGGUACCCACUUAAACUUCCAAGCAAUGGCGCUUCCAACAUGGGCUGCGUUCAUCGUGCUUGUCACCGCAGUCUUCCUCAACGUCAUAAUUUCCCGAGGGCACCGCCGCACCUACAAUCUCCCGCCAGGUCCCAAGCCAUGGCCAAUCAUUGGAAACCUCAACCUCCUAGGUGUGCUGCCGCACCGCUCCAUCCACAAGCUCUCCAAGCGCUACGGGCCACUCGUGCAUCUCCAGCUCGGGUCCUUGCCCGUUGUUAUCGGCUCGUCUGUCGAGAUGGCCAGGUUCUUCCUCAAGACAAAGGACGCCACCUUCGCAGACCGCCCGAGGUUCGCGAUCGCCAAGUACGGCGCUUACGACUCCUCCGACAUCAUGUGGACCCAGUACGGACCGUACCUACGCGAGGUGCGCAGGAUCUGCGCCGCCGAGCUCCUCAGCGCCAAGCGGCUCGAGUCCUUUGAGCACAUCCGCGGCGAGGAGGUGCGUGGGAUGCUUCGUGGCCUGCGCGAGGCGUCCGGGCACGUCGUGCGGCUCAGGGGCUACCUGCAGAUGAUGACGCUCGGCGUGAUCUCGCGCAUGGUUCUCGGCAAGAAGUACAUCCAAGAGGAGGCGGCCGCCGAGGGGGGCUCGCCGCCGGUGCUGACGCCGGCCGAGUUCCGGGAGAUGGUGGAUGAGUUCUUCGUGCUUCACGGUGUGUUUAACAUUGGCGAUUUCAUACCAUGGCUGGAUUGGCUGGACCUGCAGGGGUACGUCAGGAGGAUGAAGAGGAUGAACAGGAAGUUCCAUCGGUUUCUGGACCAUGUUCUGGACGAGCACAACCGGCGGCGGCGCCUCGAGGGAGAGGAUUUCGUGGCAAGAGACCUGGUGGACGUGCUGCUGCAGCUGGCGGAUGACCCUAACCUUGAGGUUCAGCUCAGCAGGGACAAUGUGAAGGCUAUCAUACAGGAUGCACUCCUCGGAGGAUCAGAUACUUCCGCUGUGACCAUCGAGUGGGCGAUCUCGGAGCUCAUCAAGAACCCCAAGUUACUAGGCAAGGCCACCGAGGAGCUCGACCGUGUGGUUGGGCGCGAACGCCUGGUCACGGAGAGGGACCUGCCAGCCCUUCCCUACAUUGAGGCCAUCCUCAAGGAAACCUUUCGCUUGCACCCUGUUGCGCCGAUGCUGGUGCCCCACCUAGCUCGUGAGGAUGCCCGCGUGGACGGCUACGACAUCCCCGCCGGCACGGUCGCCUUCAUCAACGUGUGGUCGAUCGGCCGUGACCCGACGCUGUGGGACGCGCCGGAGGAGUUCCGUCCGGAGCGAUUCAUCGGGAGCAAGAUCGACGUGAAGGGGCAGGACUUCGAGCUGCUGCCCUUCGGCUCCGGCCGGCGGAUGUGCCCUGGGUUAAGCCUGGGGCUGAAGGUGACCCUGCUGAGCAUCGCCAACCUGCUGCAUGGCUUCGUGUGGAGGCUCCCGGAUGGCAUGGCGGUGGAGGAGCUGAGCAUGGAGGAGAUCUUUCUGCUCGCGGUGCCACGCAAGAACCCACUUGAGGCUGUCGUCGAGCCUAGGCUGCAGAGCCAUUUAUAUAUGUGUGAUUAAUGUCCAUCGAUCAGUACGUGCAUUUGGCAUUCGGUGUAUGUAUACAACUACGUGGUUGUUACUGGUCUUGGUGGUGUCUAUAUGAAAUUAUGAAGCCAUUUACCUACAUAAAAGGUUUCUAGUGUGCUUUAUAUAAUGUUGUAACUCAACCCUAUAGUCUCGCCCUCAUUAUUGUCCCGCUUCGCAAUCAAGGUUUUUUUUCUUGCAA